Gallus gallus (chicken) is the source of this 1404-nucleotide messenger RNA. RefSeq lists its product as uncharacterized. The transcript is spliced from 3 exons. The coding region runs from base 1 to 420 and encodes 139 amino acids. The record is from RefSeq and is a predicted model, not a curated record. Lineage: Eukaryota; Metazoa; Chordata; Aves; Galliformes; Phasianidae.
AUGAGAACUACACAGCCUUUGUACUUCAUUAAGUUCUUAACACUACUAACUGAAUCAACUUAUGUGUACCAAAACUCUGCCAGGUACGCCGAAGCAGCGGAGCUCCAGCUGGGUGCCACGAGGCACCUAGCAGACAGCACAGAGAUCUCUCCGGGACUCACCUACUUAGCCAACCGAUCUGCACAGCACCCCCAAGGCGGCACACUGGAUGCAAUAGAUGCACUGACAAAAGCAAUACGAGCGCGGACAAGGAACGCGGGAUACUCGCGCCUUCGUUCUCCGUCCGAGGCGCGCUCCAGCUCCCAGCACAAGACGCCGGCUCGCUUUCUGCACAAACCUGUUGGCUUCGCACCUGGUUCCGAGGGAAACAACUUUAUAGCUGGAAUGGAUUUGUUGCUGACAUCUCUGAAACAAUGUUGACAUUUUCUUCAAGUUGUAUGGAGCCUUUUCCUGCAAACAGUCCUGCAGAGAAGCAAAAGAAACCAGAUGAUUUGGGGACUGAAACUGAGCGAGUUGGAUCAAGGAGCCGCUGUUCUGGUGAUUCUCUGUUCCAGAGAACAACUACAAUUAGCCUUUCUUUAGACUCAAGCCAGGAGAAUGUCUGAGAUUUCAACUCCCUUCACUCCAUCAGUCGGAAGAUUGGAAACUCGAGGGGAAAAAAAAGAGCCCUUCAAUUUUAGGUUUGAAUUUUGUUUCUCUCUGUUUGAUAGCUGCCUGAAAAGCAGUAUUUGUGCCAUAGCACUACAACCGCAUUCAUCCUAGAGAUAUUUUAGAAAAUGAUCGAGACUAUUUAUUUAAUAGUGCUAUAAUGUAUAAGUGAGCCUGUAUUACUCAUGGUGAAUAUAUGCUUUGCUUUAUCCUCACGUCAGCAUAACCCUAUUAUUAUAAAUCAGAGGAUUUGACAGACUACUUCAGUCACAUCUUGCUCACAGCUCCCAUUGUUGGCUGUAACAUCCACAGCGUGCCGUCUGGAAAGUGAACGAACCCCAACAGAUUAUUUUACUUCACUUAACAACUGGGUGCAUCCUGCUGUAACAUCAAAGAUGUUUUACCUUUUUUGUUUUUACUAAUGAACUUACUAUCUUAUGCAAUAUCUCUGAAAUUAUAGUAAAUUGUUAGAAAAGCAUUUAAAACACUCACAAUUCACUAAUAUGUAAGCUCUUCAAAAGGAACUCUGCAAUCUUAUCUGCAAGAACUAAAUACUCUACUCAAGAAGUACAUUCCUUAUCUGCUGCUUGAACUAAGCAAGGGUGGGGACAUUUCUCAACCAAUCACCCAUUUAGAACAUUUCCAGUUGGAAUCACACCUGAUGGUUUUAUACUGCUGAGUAUAAUCGUGGUGAAGUAUAUUUCAUAACGAAACAAAAAUAAAGCAAACCUAAAUGUAAGCCGUUUUGACUGGUAA